CUCUCGUGGGUUUAUUUCGAGGAUUUUUUUUUUUUUUCACUGGACAGUUUGAGAAUUGGUCUAUUUUCAUCGCAAAACCUUACAAGAUUUAAUUUUGGAUAUAUUGUCGAAUUGAAAAAUGCACUAUACGAGUGCAUAUUACUAGAUCCAUAGGACGAACAUAAUUAUAUUUCUGUCCGCCAGGAAAUAUUUCCGUCAUCAAUAUAAGAAGAAAAAUUUCCGUCGUCACCCCCAAUCCAAUUCAAAUAAUAGUAAGGUAGAGCCAAACGAAGCUGUUGAUCAAAACAGAUACUCUAUUUCCACCAUGCAAUAUCCUUCUUGAGAUAACCUGGCGAACAAUCUGAGUCGCCACUGAUAAACACGUACUUUUGGAUUUUUACAGUAAGGUUGGCUAUUGAAAACAUCGAAGAGAACCGCUCAUAAUUCAGUAUCUUAUUUUCUCCCAUGGAUGUUUACUGUUCUUCUGCUGUGGCACCUUCCAAUCAAUCGCUAGCUAAAGCUCACAACAAGAUUCCCAUCUCAAAAUCUAUAAACUUUGAUCGUUUGCCUUCAUGGGUUUCUCUUAAGGCCACAGCCCCUGCUUCACUGAAACAAAGUACAAAGGGCCAAGUUGAGAAUGUGCACUUGGUUUCUUUAUCCAAGCAAGGGCAGCUCAAGGAAGCUCGUGAAUUUCUCAAACUAAUGAUUGAUGCUGGUAUUCCUGUUAGCCCUGAUUCUUACAAAAUCUUAUUUGAAAACUGUGGGAAUUCUAAAUCCUUAUUGGAUGGAAGAUUGAUUCAUGGUCAGUUUAAAAGAACAAUGAAGAGUUCACCUGGGUUUCUAGAAGAUUCAGUUCUCCGAAUGUACUGUGAAUGUGGAAGCUUAGUAGAUGCACAUAAGGUGUUUGAUGAAAUGAUUGAAAGAAAUUUGAUUUCUUGGGGUACAAUUAUAUCAGCUUAUGCGGACCAUGGACUUGUUGAUUCUGCAUUUUGCUUGUUUUCAAAUAUGAUUUCAUUGGGAAUUAAACCAAAUUCGUCCAUUUAUAUUUACCUUUUACGCUCUUUGCUAAAUCCUUCUUAUCUGGAGAUUGGUAAACAAAUACAUUCUCAUGCUAUGAGAAGUGGGCUUGGUUUAAGUAUGUCCAUUAACACAGCAAUCUCCAACAUGUACGUGAAAUGUGGUUGGUUAGAUGGUGCUGAGCUUGUUUUCAACCAUAUGACUGAAAGGAAUGCUGUUACUUGGACUGGAUUGAUGGUUGGGUACACCAAAGCUGAGAAAAAGAAGGAUGCUUUGGCUUUGUUUGCCAAAAUUAUGGGUGAAGGUGUUGCAUUGGAUGAGUAUGUAUUUUCUAUUACUCUAAAGGCAUGUGCUGGUUUAGAGGACUUGAAUUUUGGAAGGCAAAUUCAUGGUCAUGUUGUUAAAAUUGGAUUGGAAUCUGAAGUUUCAGUUGGAACUCCUCUUGUGGACUUCUAUAGCAAGUGUGCAAGUUUUGAAUCUGCUUCUAAAGUGUUUGAGAGGAUUGGCGAACCAAAUGAUGUUUCAUGGAGUUCUUUAAUCACUGGCUAUUGUCAAAUAGGUGAAUUUGAGGAAUCUCUCAAGAUUUUUGAAUCUUUGAGAAGUAAAAAUGAGCAUUUAAAUUGUUUCACAUAUACAAGCAUUUUCCAAGCCUGCUCUGCACUUGCAGACUUUAAUACAGGUACCCAAGUUCAUGCUGAUGCAAUAAAAAGAAGUUUGAUAGCUCAACAACAUGGAGAGAGUGCGAUGAUUACCAUGUAUUCGAGAUGCGGCAGAUUAGAUUAUGCUAAUCUAGCCUUCGAAUCAAUUGCUGAACCUGAUGCUGUAGCUUGGACAGCUAUAAUUGCUGGUUAUGCUUAUCAGGGCAAUGCUACUGAAGCUUUAAAGCUUUUUAGGAGGAUGCAGGACUCUGAGGUGAGACCAAAUGCAAUUACAUUUAUUGCAGUUUUAACUGCCUGUAGCCAUUCGGGUUUAGUUGAUGAGGGCAAGCAGUAUUUGGAUUUGAUGAGUAGCAAGUACGGAGUGGCCCCAACUAUUGAUCAUUAUAAUUGCAUGAUCGAUAUAUAUUCUCGUGCUGGAUAUCUUCAGGAAGCAAAUGAACUCAUAAUGAACAUGCCAUUUGACCCUGAUGCAAUGAGUUGGAAAUGCCUAUUGGGUGGGUGUUGGACUCAUAGAAAUCUUGAGCUUGGAAAAAUUGCGGCUGAAAACCUCCUUCAGCUGGAUCCAGAGGAUACAGCAGGUUAUGUUAUCAUGUUUAACCUUCAUGCUUCAUUUGGGAAAUGGAAAGAAGCAGCCAAUGUUAGAAGGAUAAUGACAGAAAGAAAUUUAAGGAAGGAGCUUAGCUGCAGCUGGAUCAAUGUCAAGGGUAAAGUGCACCGGUUUAUAGUAGGUGAUAAACACCAUCCUCAAUCGGAGGAAAUCUAUUCGAAGCUAGAAGAGUAUAAUUCUCCUUUAAUUAAAGAUGCAAAUGACCCAUUAACAGAAGACGAUGUAUCAAAUAGUUUACCGGCGAGGAAAGAACAACUACUUGAUCAUAGUGAGAGACUCGCAAUAGCUUUUGGGCUGAUAUCAACGCCAAGAAAUGCUCCUAUAGUGGUAUUCAAGAACCUUCGGGCGUGCAAGGACUGUCAUGAUUUCGCGAAACAUGUAUCGAUUGUCACAGGACGUGAAAUUGUGGUUAGAGAUUCUUUAAGAUUUCAUCACUUCAAGUUGGGAGAAUGUUCUUGCAAUGAUUAUUGGUGAAUGGCCAUUUUUUUGCUUCUGGUUCUGGCAAUCUGUCCAUCUUUUCUACUCGCAUGUUCACAGAUUUACCUCAGACUCAUAAUCAAAAACAUAUGUUCAAAUAAUUAUUUGAUACAAAUUCUCACUGGAA
Molecule: messenger RNA, 2866 nt
Organism: Jatropha curcas
Lineage: Eukaryota; Viridiplantae; Streptophyta; Magnoliopsida; Malpighiales; Euphorbiaceae
Gene: RARE1
Product: Pentatricopeptide repeat (PPR) superfamily protein
Biological process (GO): RNA modification
Molecular function (GO): zinc ion binding; RNA binding; protein binding
Source: RefSeq, a predicted model, not a curated record